CCAACCGGAAGUAUUUUUACGUCAGUUCCUGUGUUUUUUUCUAGAAUCCCUGCCUUGAUUGUUUGAUUUAAAAGUAGUUUAAAAAGAUUAUUUUUUUUCCUUGUUGCUUUCACCGUGAACCCUGUGGGCCUGUAGUAAUUGCAAAUAUGUCGCACACAAUUUUGCUUGUCCAACCGACCAAGAGACCAGAGGGCCGCACGUAUGCAGACUACGAGUCAGUUAAUGAAUGCAUGGAAGGUGUUUGCAAAAUGUAUGAAGAGCAUCUGAAGAGGAUGAAUCCAAACUGUCCGUCCAUUACUUAUGACAUAAGUCAGCUGUUUGACUUCAUUGAUGACCUGGCAGAUCUGAGCGGUCUUGUGUACAGAGCUGACACACAGACAUACCAACCUUACAACAAAGACUGGAUUAAAGAAAAGAUAUAUGUCCUGUUGCGGCGUCAAGCUCAGCAAGCAGCAAAGUAAAUGCUGGUUUGCCAUAGUGACCCUCUACGUGCGCCUGAAAGGAUUUAAAACUGUGUGCAAGGGAAGAGUUUCUUAUUAAAUUGUUUAUACAUUAGAAAAUGUGGCAGGAUGAAAAUAACUGCCAUUUUUUUUUUGGCCUGAAAUAUACAUUUUCUUCUUAUUAAAUGCAUUUCCAAUGUGUUUGUUACACAUUGAGAAUUGGGGUAAUGGCUGCACGGAUCUUUCUAGUUUUUUCUUUUAAGAAAUGUUUUACCAUGGUUAAGUUGUUUUCUGGAUUUCCUGUUUGUUUAACCGCAGCUGAUUUUGUUUGAAUUAUUGUGAAGCGAAACUUUCAUAAGAUAAUUCUUUGUCAUUUAAUUUUUUUCCUUUCUUUUCCAUAAAACAUGUCAUUAUGUUUGGAAAUUGUUUUUGUGACUUAUAUGUCAAACCUUUUGGACUCUUGUUGGGUUUUUUUUGUGUUUAAAAAAAAAAAAAAAAAAAAAAAACUUUUGUUUACUUACUGCUGUCCGUUAAUGAAUACAAAAUGGUUACUGUUCCACAAAUCUUUUGGCAAAUUUUGUCUUUUUGAGUUAAAAUAAGUCUAAGUUAAUACUGUUGUCUGUUUUUUGGAAAAUGUUAGUUUUUGCAUUUAGAUUAAAAGAUUGCGAAUUUAUUUUUUUGUAAGUCAUUGCAAAUAAAAUUGUGGUUCGAAACAAA
Molecule: messenger RNA, 1157 nt
Organism: Cyprinodon tularosa
Lineage: Eukaryota; Metazoa; Chordata; Actinopteri; Cyprinodontiformes; Cyprinodontidae
Gene: erh
Product: ERH mRNA splicing and mitosis factor
Exons: 4
Coding region: 147-461 (104 amino acids)
Source: RefSeq, a predicted model, not a curated record